This is a messenger RNA of Naumovozyma castellii, 1401 nucleotides long. It is a transcript of the gene UBP8, whose product is annotated as ubiquitin-specific protease UBP8. The record is from RefSeq and is a predicted model, not a curated record. The transcript has a single exon. NCBI's taxonomy places the organism in Eukaryota, Fungi, Ascomycota, Saccharomycetes, Saccharomycetales, Saccharomycetaceae. The coding region runs from base 1 to 1401 and encodes 466 amino acids.
AUGGGGGAUCAUUGCAAACAUAUCGAACAAGUCUUCCAAAAUGAAAAAUCGAAGGAUGGGGUCCUGAAAUCCUGCAAUGCAGCCAGAUUCAUCCUGAGACACACGCCCAUCAAGGAGAAAUUAUUGCAUACCAUGAAGUGUUCUCAAUGUCAGGAAAUCAAUGCCGGUUCCACUUUUAUGUGCCUACAAUGUGACUUUGUCGGUUGUUGGAAUGGGUCCCAUUUUAUAACUCACAUGAAACGAUUCGGCCAUGUCUUCGGUAUUAAUUCAUCCAAUGGACUUUUAUUUUGUUUCAAGUGUAUGGACUAUAUCGGUCAUUUGGAAACCAUAAAUUACUCCAUGUUGAACAAAUAUUGGGAUGACAUUUCCACGAAGACAACGAUACCGUCUCAGGAACGAAGAGAUGGACUUUUUGGGUUGGUCAACAUGGGGUCUACAUGCUUUAUGAGUAGUAUAUUGCAAGCUUUGAUACAUAAUCCAUACAUUGUCAAUUAUUCCAUGAGUCAAACUCAUUUUGUGAAUUGUUCCAUUAAAAAUUCAUCCUUGUGUAUGUCAUGUGCCCUAGACGCCAUGAUUAUAGAAUUUUAUGGUCAAAGCAAAUUGCAACCUAUAUCCUCCUCAUCAUCAUCAUCCUCAUCCUCGUCGUCAUCAUCACCAUCUGCAUUUAUUUCUUUGUUGACCUGUUCAUUGAAGAUCAAUGAGAAUUUUGCAGGUUAUUCACAACAAGACGCUCAUGAAUUCCUACAAUAUUUUUUAAAUCAAUUGCAUCAAGACUACAAGAGAGAUUCUUCUCAUAAUGAACAAGAGAAUAAUUGUCCCUGUGUAGCACAUUCAAUCUUCCAAGGAGAAUUGAAGAGUUCCAUUGUUUGUCCUGAAUGUCAAAAUGAUUCCAAGACCAUAAUUGAUCCCUUCAUGGAUUUAUCAUUAGAUAUUAAAGACAAGACAGAUUUGUAUCAAUGUUUGGAUAGUUUCCAUAAGAAGGAGAAGCUUCAUGAUUUCAACUACCAUUGUUCUCGAUGUAAUACUUCCUUGGAUCCGAUAAAGCAAUUUACCAUUAAUAAAUUACCACCAAUGCUUGUGUUACAACUGAAAAGAUUUGAACAUUUCGUUAAUGGAACCAAUGUCAAAUUAAAUGAAUUUGUUCAAUACCCAUUGUAUUUAAAUAUGCGAGACUAUUGUGAUAGGAAUACAAACCAGGAAACUCCCGAUAUUAUUUACGAAUUAACCGGUAUAUUAUCUCAUAUUGGGUCCAUUAAUGAAGGUCAUUAUGUGGUAGUGUUAAAGAUAAAUGAUGGAAGGUGGUUUAAAUUUAAUGAUUCCAUGAUCUCUGUCAUCAAAGAAGACGAGGCACUAAAACAACAAGCAUACUUAUUAUUCUACACAGUUCGUCAAAUUAAUUAA